AUGAACGUUCGUUCCUUUUUCCCCUACGUUCUCAUUUUCAUUUCAACCGAGAUAUUCACUUGUUACAAACUAACCCGCCUAACCCACCCGGGGGAAUCCCUGUUCCGUAAUAAGGGGGAAACAAGAAGGCGCAGAGGAAUUAGAAUUAGCGUUGCCAAGAACCAAACAAGCGGCAUUGACGGUAUAGCCAAUUAUGCUGAUAUCGAAAGGAAAGUAAAAUGCAGAAUUGGGGUGGAAGUCCACGUGCAGCUGAGCACAAAAUAUAAAGCCUUCUGUAACUGUUUUAAUGUCGCUUCUUCACAUAAUGAUAAAACGUAUGAAAGGAAUUAUAUCGAUUUGUGCAAUUUUUUAAAGGACAACAUUUUGAAGACAGGAAAUGAGGCAGCAGAUUUGAAUUGGCUAGGGGGGGUCAUUUCCGCAGAGACGAAACGGUAUAUUAGUGAAGAUCCUAUGUAUACCAUUAAUAGGCCAAACAAACACAUAUGCAACAGGUGUGUAGGCGAGGUGGGCUCCCUAAGCUUACUGAACAGCACGGCUGUCUUGUUCACAUACCUAAUUAGCAUUAUUCUUAAUUGCAACAUAAACAAUAUUAUUACCUUUGAUAGAAAAAUUUAUAAUUAUUAUGACUUGCCUAAAGGUUAUCAGAUUACGCAAAAGGAAACGCCCAUUGGUUUGGACGGUAACAUUUCUGUGCAGGGAAAGAAUGUUCGCAUAAAGAGCGUCCACCUAGAGGAAGACACGAGCAAGUGUUUCUUCCUUCCGCGAAAUGUGGAUAUGCCCGAUCGGGGGGAUACCCCCUGCGAAGGUAGCAAUGAUGGGAAAGGAACUACAUUUAUGGAGGACAGUGACAUUCUGAACCUUAACAAUGGUAAUGACAAAAGGGAAGAGGAUAAUGGGGACAUAAAUGUUGAAUGGUCCACCAGGGACAGUGACAAACUGGUCUCUCAUAGGUGUAACCGAACAGACCAGCCAUCAAACAGCAAUGACGAAGUAAAUAAUUUGAACAAGAAAAUAUUACUAGAUUAUAACCGGUGCGGCAUCCCCCUAGCCGAAAUCGUCGUCGAAGAUGACUACAUGAACGCAGAAGAGUGCAUUAACCUACUGAAGGAGAUAAAAAAUAAAGUGUGCCUCCUUGGAGUAUGCGUGGGGAACAAGGAAAAUAUCAGGUCGGACAUUAACAUAUCUUUUGAAUACGACAAUGUGAAGUACAGCAGAGUUGAAAUAAAAAAUGUUAACAGCUUCAGAAAAAUUAAGAGUUGCAUAGAGCAGGAGAAGAAAAAUUUUAUUAAUCGAAUUAUCACAGAGGGAACAGAAAGAAGCCACCAAUCCAUGUCAAACGAAAUGUAUACGAAAAGCUACCUAGACAGUACGCAUUACGUUGUCAGGAAAAAGGAAGUAUACAAUUAUGUGCACGAAAGGAACAUCCCCCAAUAUAAGCUCAGCAAACAUGUUAUAAAGCUGCUAAAAUUUUAUGUUAAUUAUAAAAUAAAAAUAUACGAGGAUGAAGUGAAGUACAAUUGGUCCAAGCAAUAUUUUCAUGUCUUCCUGAAUGAUCCCUUUUUAUAUAACUAUUUUAAUGAAUGCCUAAAAUUUGAGGAAGAAAAAUAUGUGUCCAAUUUUAUAGUUAAUAUACUCCUCGACGUGAUUAAAAAGAAAAAUAUGCUUUCCAAAAAUAUCUUAAUAAAGCCGAAAAACUUUUGCUUCCUCAUUAACUAUGCUAUGAAGAACAACUUAGACAACACCUCCUUGAAGGCGUUCCUCUUUAACUAUGUGGAUGUAGGAUUCGAAAAUGAGCUCCUCCUCGAAACAUUUAAAAACGUGGACGUUGCAGAAAUGGAGCAGGAUUUGAAAAAACUCAUUGACGAUAAUAUACAGCAUUUAAAAAUCGAUGGGGAAAAAAAUGUCCUCAAUGAGCAAAACUUUAAGAACAGAAUUAUGGGACUUUUGAAGGGCCAAAUGAGUCAACGUGGUUCGCAGGUGCACGUCAACUACAAGUCGGUGAGCGCAUUCAUUGACGAUUACGUAAGGAGAUUGACAUGA
Plasmodium coatneyi is the source of this 2040-nucleotide messenger RNA. Its product is annotated as Glu-tRNAGln amidotransferase. The coding region runs from base 1 to 2040 and encodes 679 amino acids. The record is from RefSeq and is a predicted model, not a curated record. NCBI's taxonomy places the organism in Eukaryota, Apicomplexa, Aconoidasida, Haemosporida, Plasmodiidae. The transcript has a single exon. Gene Ontology annotation, biological process: glutaminyl-tRNAGln biosynthesis via transamidation; mitochondrial translation. Gene Ontology annotation, molecular function: glutaminyl-tRNA synthase (glutamine-hydrolyzing) activity.